This is a messenger RNA of Chionomys nivalis (European snow vole), 954 nucleotides long. RefSeq lists its product as uncharacterized. The transcript has a single exon. Lineage: Eukaryota; Metazoa; Chordata; Mammalia; Rodentia; Cricetidae. Bases 1 to 954 code for a protein of 317 amino acids. The record is from RefSeq and is a predicted model, not a curated record.
AUGACAACCAAGAAUAUUUCCCCAGCCUCAACGCCAGUGACCUAUAUCCUGCUCCAGACAUCUUCAGAAGCCCCCAAAUCCACCAUAUCUUCCAAGACCAACAAAUCCAAGGCACAGGACCCAGUCAGAAAUAUUUCCAAGCAGCUCCCAGAGAACUGUGGAUACUACCUUUCUGAACCUAAAAACUUCUACUGCCUGAACCUGUGUCUCCUUGCAACAGGGAAGCUUUUGGCUGCAGAGCCUCAGAUAUACGUCCCUAUCCCCAAGGCAACAGAAACCUAUAUCCCUGAGGAUCCUACAGCUAGGCUUCAACUGACAGAUCAGACAUGUGGGUUCAGAAAGCAUAUCAACCCAGCCCGGGGCCCUCCUAGGAAUGCACCCACUAUGUCAGUCAUGAAGACACCCUCUGCAGAUGCCUUGAAGGUACCCUCUAUAUCAGUCAUGAAGACACCCUCUGCAGAUUCCAUGAAGGUACCCUCUGCAUCAGUCAUGAAGACACCUUCUGUAGAUUCCAUGAAGGUACCCUCUGUAACAACCAUGAAGACACCUUCUGCAGUUUCCAUGAAGGUACCCUCUGUAACAAUUAAGGAGACACCUUCUGUGGAUACCAUGAAGGUACCCUCUGUAACAAUCAUGAAGACACCCUCUGCAGAUGCCUUGAAGGUGCCCACUGCAUCAAUCUUGAAGACACCCUCUGCAGAUGUCAUGAAAGUAUCCUCUUCAGCGAUUGUGAAGGCAUCCUCUUCAGUGGUUUCAAAACAAUCCUCUGCAGGGGCCAUGAAGCCAAGGACCAAGACUCAACCAAAGAACCAAAAGAAACAAGAUAAAGAAAAACAUUGUCUCUGUCUUGACCUGGUGCUUGUCAACCCAAGCCCGUCAGCUCCAGGCAUCCAACAUUUCCCUAUUCCAGAAGCCACAGAGGUCACCAUAUCAGGAGCCCAUGUUAUUUGUUGA